CUCACUUCUCCGGUGCUUUCUUCUACUAUCGAGUUUUCCGGGUAGCUGGGAGGAAGUGUAAAUGCAAAACAUACGGUUGUGGUGUGCGUUCUACCACGACACCGUGCAGCUGCUCUAUCCUCCUUGUGGGCCCCUCUCAAAUACAGGAAUAGAAGAAUGAGAAUUCGAAGAACGAACAGGAAGAGAGAAAGAGCAGGGAGCAGAGAAGAACCUCGACGAUCAAAGCUGAGCAGAUCUCCCUUCCGAUGCCCACCGUCGCCGUCAUCCAGGGCCACGCCGCCGCCGCCGGAUUCACCCUGGCGCUGAGCCACGAUUACGUGUUUGUGAGGAGCGACAGAGGGGUUUUGUACAUGAGCGAGGUCGAUUUGGGGCUUCCUUUCCCUGACUAUUUCUCGGUGCUGUUCCGGGCGAAGCUUGGUUCCGUCGCCGCCCGGAAAUUGAUUCCUUACACGAAGGAACCAAUCAAUCCAAUGGAGAUUGAGGCCGUCGUACUGGCAGUCAGCCCGGUCAAAUUGGCGGAGAUGACUGCUGCCGCGGUGGAGAUUGACGGAGGAAGAGUUGAAAUGUGCGCAUUCGAUCGAUAUACCGGCGCGGCGACGGUCGACGUUUACGAGGAGGAAGACGGGCGGGGCGAAUUUGGGUGUUUGGACUUUGGAGGGUGGGGGCAAUCUGAGAGACGAAGAGGAGCACAGUUCUAUGUUUUAAUUUUCUUUAUUCUUCUUGUAAUUUUACCCUUAUACCCUUGUUGUUACAAUAACAACAAAAGGGGUGUUGUUAUUCUAUCCUGCCCCGGCCAAGAAGGGCCAGAAGAUGGGAUAGAAGAUGGGAUAGUACUGCUGCUUGCAUAGGAAGCUUGGUAGUUAAGAUUUGAUUGCAUUGCAUAGGAAGCUUGGUAGUUAGGAUUUGAUUGCAUUAUUGUUGGGUUGUUUGUUCUUUGUUUUGAUUUCGUAGCUGUUAGGAUUUCCAAGCUUUGAUAAGUGUAGGGAGAAUCGGUAGAUUUUCCAAAUCGUAGAAGAUCAGGGUAUCAAUCUGUGAACCCGAUCAUUCGGCUUUCUCCUUUAUAUAGGAUUGAAUUGAAUAAAAGGGCAGCAGACUUAAUUAGUAGAAAAAAACUAGAAUACACUGG
Linum trigynum is the source of this 1126-nucleotide messenger RNA. The record is from the annotation of a GenBank genome assembly. NCBI's taxonomy places the organism in Eukaryota, Viridiplantae, Streptophyta, Magnoliopsida, Malpighiales, Linaceae.